Musa acuminata AAA Group (dessert banana) is the source of this 1074-nucleotide messenger RNA. RefSeq names its product protein MODIFYING WALL LIGNIN-1. The record is from RefSeq and is a predicted model, not a curated record. The transcript is spliced from 3 exons. The coding region runs from base 264 to 959 and encodes 231 amino acids. NCBI's taxonomy places the organism in Eukaryota, Viridiplantae, Streptophyta, Magnoliopsida, Zingiberales, Musaceae.
UCCCCAAGUUGACUUGACCAGUACAAUCGAAAGGUCACCGCAGACGGCCAACCACUUCAAAGUCCGCGCUCGUCCUCACCCGGAGGCCGGCAAUUACGAGUUGACCAUUUCCUCUGUCACAAAUCAUGAAAUGGAAAGUGGGGAAAGGCAUCGAUCGCCAUCUCCGAUAGGAAAACCAGAAGCAACGGGCGGAAAAUAAAGCGGUAUUCCCCUUCUUCACCGGGUAGCUGAGAACACAUUGGCUACACACCUCUCGCUCGCCGAUGAUCUUGUAUGGAUUAUCUAGGGAUCCAAUGGAAACACCCAAGUACGAUGAGCUGGUAAUCUGCACCAUCGUCGCGCUCCUGGGCGUUGUUGCCUUCUCGUGUUGCGUCGCGGCUGAAUUCGAGAAAGUGAAAGUGAAGGAUAUGAGACUGGAUGGAAGCCUCUGUUCGCUGCCAAGGAGCAGCGCGUUUGGGUUGGGGAUCGCAGCACUUGUGUGCCUCUCCAUCGCACAGGUCAUUGGGACUACCAUGGGAGGAAGCAGGAUCUGUUCGAUAAAGGCGGCGGCUAGCAGCAGUCGAAUUGCCUCCAUCGCCCUGCUAUGUCUUGCCUGUUGGCUGCAUCAAUCACCAUGUGAAGCGGGUUUGAAAAUUCAGACGGAAUCACACGAAUUAUGCUGUAGGAUCAUCUACGCUCUGGCAUCGAUCAUACUGGCCAUUGCAUCGAGCAUGGACGGCGGACAGUCAUACGGAAAAGGCUGGAUGAACGGCGACUGCUACAUAGUUCAUGACGGCGUCUACGCAGGCGCCGCUGUUAUGGUCGUCUCCAUCGUACUUGUGAUACUUGCCUUCAACUUCAAGACAAGGAAGACGAUGCGCCAUCGAACGAGACUGGAUGAGGAAGGAACCAUUCCCAUCGGAAAUAGCCAACAAUCAUGUACCAUUGUUGGAAGAGUCAAAGCCGACGAAUGGUGGUGAUACUCGGGUUCCGAGGGCCACUUGCUGUAAAAGGGUUAUUCUUGAUGAUACUUUCCUAUUAUCAUUCCUACUGGAUAAGCAGGAAAAGAAGUACAUUAUUGACAUAUUCUUUUUA